AUUAUCAGCGAAUACUGAAAAGUCAAAGUUGACAAUAAUUUCCUCCAAUCCAUAGAGGGCGGAAAGAAUGUCAGUUUCUCUCACUUUCUCAAAGCUAACAAAGACUAGACUCAUUCCUCUGAACAAUUAAGGUGUAUAUUACAUACUACAUGGUUUAUCAUUCUUGUCAACUGCUGUUUUCCAGACACUGUUAAAGCUCAGAGCAAUGCUUUCCGCCUUCCAGUUACUCCCUGUUUUCAUUAUCUCUUCUUUUCUCUUAGCUUGCCCAACUCUUGCCAAGUAUCAAGAAAAUGAUACUGUCACUCUAUGGGUAAACAAAGCUGGACCAUAUGAUAAUCCACAGGAGACCUACAGUUAUUAUAGCCUUCCAUAUUGUCGUCCGGCUGAUGGUGAUCACAAGCGGGGUGGCCUUGGCGAGGUUCUUGGAGGAAAUGAUCUUAUUGAUAGCCGAAUUGACAUAAAGUUUAAGAGAGAUGUGGAGAGAAGAUCAAUUUGUGAACUUAAAUUGGAUGCAUCAAAAAUAGCACAGUUUAAGUAUGCAAUUGACAACAUGUAUUGGUUUGAGUUUUUUAUAGAUGAUUUGCCAAUGUGGGGUUUCGUAGGCGGGGUGUAUGGUUACGGAUAUGGAGAUACCAACAAGCAUGUAGUCUAUACACACAAGAUGCUUCAUAUUACUUACAAUAGAGAUCAGAUCAUUCAUCUCAACCUGUCGCAAGAGAUCCCUAAGCCAUUGGAGGAAGGAAGGACCUUGAACAUGACGUAUUCUGUUAAAUGGUCCCCAACAGAAGUUAGUUAUGCACAACGUUUCGAUAUUUACCUGAAUUACUACUUUUUUGAGAACGAGAUUCAUUGGUUCUCUAUAUUAAAUUCUAUCAUGAUGGUAAUUUUCCUCACUGGAUUAGUGUCUAUGAUUUUGAUGCGCACUCUUCACAAUGAUUAUGCAAAAUAUGCUCGUGAAAAUGACGAUAUGGAGACUCUGGAAAAGGAUGUAAUUGAAGAGUCUGGUUGGAAACUUGUCCAUGGUGACGUCUUCCGACCUCCACAAAAUCUGGCUCUGCUUUCAGCAGUUGUUGGGACUGGUGCUCAGCUUGCAAUACUUGUUCUCCUUGUCAUUAUAUCUGCCUACCUUUGGAGGAUGUACACGAGGAGAGGAGCAAUUAUUACAACCUCUAUUGUAUGUUAUGCUCUUACAUCAUUCAUCUCGGGAUAUGUGAGUGGUGGGUUGUACUCUCGUAACGCUGGUGAAAACUGGAUAAAGUCAAUGGUUCUUACAGCAUCAUUUUUCCCCUUUUUGUGCUUUGGGACAGGAUUCGUUCUAAACUCCAUUGCUAUAUUUUACGAAUCAAUAGCUGUUAUUCCCCUCGGCACAAUUGUAGUUGUCUUUGUUAUCUGGGCUUUUAUCUCGCUGCCCCUGUCCUUCCUUGGUACUGUUGUCGGAAGAAACUGGAGUGGUACGCCAGAUAAUCCAUGCCGUGUUAAAAAUAUUCCUCGUCCUAUCCCUGAGAAGAAAUGGUACCUUAGACCAUCUGUUAUUUCUCUGGUGGGGGGUCUUCUUCCCUUUGCAAGCAUUUUUAUUGAGAUGUAUUUCGUCUUCGCUUCCUUGUGGAACUACAUGGUGCACUACUAUGUGUAUGGAUUCAUGCUCCUUGUCUUCAUUGUUCUGAUCAUUGUCACUGUUUGUGUGACAAUCUUGGGAACAUACUUCUUGCUGAACGCGGAGAACUAUCAUUGGCAAUGGACUUCAUUCUUCUCGGCUGCCUCCACUGCUCUAUAUGUCUACCUAUAUGCUAUAUAUUACUAUCAUGCAAAGACUAGAAUGUCUGGUCUCUUCCAGACCAGUUUUUACUUUGGCUACACUCUUAUGUUCUGCCUUGGUGUCGGUAUCCUAUGCGGUGCUGUUGGAUAUCUCGGCUCUAAUUUGUUCGUGAGGAGGAUUUUCAGGAAUAUCAAAUGUGAUUAAGCGCAUGACACUGCCCAAGAGAGGUUACUCUUUAUAGAGUUCACCAUGCAUGUUGAGUUCUACUCAUCUCUUGAGAGUAUGUUCACGGCAAUACUGAUCGCAAACUGUGAAUAAACAUUAGAUGAAGCUAUAAAUUUUCAUGGAGUAGAAGCAGCAUUGUAUCUUUGGAUACAUUGACAAUCAAAUUUCAUGAAGCUCUCUCUAUAUAUUACAUGGAUAACUUUAAAGACUACUUAUGUAGAUUCUUUUUACCUUGUGUAUUCUAAAUGCUUUAUACAAAUUUUUCCAACACACAUGUUGCCAUAUUAAAAGAUUAUUCGAUGAUACAUUCCUUUGGAAAAGAUUGUUUCUGAA
Capsicum annuum is the source of this 2314-nucleotide messenger RNA. Its product is annotated as transmembrane 9 superfamily member 1. The transcript is spliced from 12 exons. Gene Ontology annotation, biological process: protein localization to membrane. Bases 206 to 1960 code for a protein of 584 amino acids. Lineage: Eukaryota; Viridiplantae; Streptophyta; Magnoliopsida; Solanales; Solanaceae. The record is from RefSeq and is a predicted model, not a curated record. Gene Ontology annotation, cellular component: membrane.